UCGCCACUCAUUUCCUCUCUUCUUCUCCCUCCUGCUAGUUCUGAAUCAAUCUUCCAUUUUUUCAUCGCAGUUAUGACCGUUAAGCAUCUCUAUCAAGUCCCUUGGUUCACUGGGCUCAGUGCUCCCUUUGGCGACCAUGGAAAUUACCGCAUUUCACUUAGCAACGGAUUUCCGGAUUUAGCCACAUGUUUCAUCAAAUUCAGAAAGCAGAGAUAAUAUUUCCUUUUACUUAGUGAACGGUUGGAUCACUCUGUAUCAACCAAUCAGACUCUGAUGCUUCAGAACGAGGGGAAGAGAGGAAGAGAGAGUCAUGAGGCUAGAGGUGGAGCGAUCCCAACCCUUCACUAAGUAAAAGGAGAUAUCAACGAGCCAACCCAGUUGUAAGUAAAGAAGUGGAUGUUACCAAGAACAAAAGAAAGAAACUGAACAAGUGUAUCCUCUCCAAGUUUCAUUCAUGGCAUUAAUUUGUUUGUGUAACUUUCAUGCUGGGGUAUAAGGGUUUACAUCCUCAGCCACGUGGCAAAUUGCCUUUGCUCACACUUGCCUUUGCAUCCCAAACACUAAAGACAGACGUUCCCAACGACAAUAACACAUUGGGUUACCCACUGCCACAUCUCAUUGGAAAAAUCUACACACACAAUUCCUCCAGCCAUGAUACCAAAGCGUUACUUACAAGUUUAUUACUAAUAUAUGUUGCUAUUUCUUUUUUUUUUUUCUUUUUUUCUUUUUAAUGUAGAGUUAUGGCCAUUCUCUCGUAGUUAAUCUCCAACAUUCAAACCUCAUCUUGGAGGAUGGAAUGAACAAGCUCUCAUUUGCUUGGCUUUUGCUUUCGUUAUCUUCGUCUGGUCCCUUGAGAAUAGAUAGAGAUCAACACAUAAGCAUGGGUGAAUAAUAAUCUUGUGGCAGCUAUAUAACCAUGAAAUCGUUUCUUCUGCAAAAUGUCCGUUGCUUCCAUCAACAACUUGUGUCUCCCCUCUGUCACUGCAAAAACCUUUCUCAAAACAACCACGUUACGUCCCUUUGUCUUCGCAACACUCACCCCACCCACUUCUUCUUCUUCUUCUUCCUCCUCUUCCUAGUUCCCUUCUCUCAUCCAAGACAAGCCUGUCUUUGCUGCUCCUGCUCCAUUCAUCACCCCUACUUUGAGAGAGGAUAUGGGGAAGGACUACGAGAAAGCCAUAGAAGAACUCGAGAAACUUCUAAGAGAGAAGGGUGACCUGAGAGCCGUUGCAGCUGCAAAAGUAGAGCAGAUAACAGCUGAGUUAGGGACGGCAACACAAACAGUUGAUGGCGUGGCAUCAUCCGAGGCCUCUGAAAGGAUCAAAACUGGUUUCAUUCACUUCAAGAGAGAGAAAUACGACAAGAAUCCAGCUUUGUAUGGUGAACUUGCCAAGGGCCAGAGCCCAAAGUUUAUGGUGUUCGCUUGCUCAGACUCAAGAGUGUGCCCAUCUCAUGUGCUAGAUUUCCAGCCUGGAGAGGCUUUUGUGGUCAGAAAUGUUGCUAACAUUGUCCCACCUUACGACCAGACAAGAUACGCUGGAGCUGGGGCUGCCAUUGAGUACGCAGUUCUGCAUCUCAAGGUUCAGAACAUUGUGGUCAUUGGGCACAGUGCUUGUGGAGGUAUCAAGGGGCUUCUCUCUAUUCCAGAUGAUGGAUCCAUCUCUACUGAAUUUAUAGAAGAUUGGGUGAAAAUAUGUUUACCUGCAAAGGCGAAGGUGAAAUCAGCACAUGCCGGUGCAUCUUUCCAAGAGCUAUGCUCACAUUGUGAGAAGGAAGCUGUGAAUGUUUCACUGGGAAACCUGUUGACCUACCCAUUUGUGAGAGAGGGAUUGAUGAACAAAACUCUGGCAUUGAAAGGAGGAUACUAUGACUUUGUGAAAGGGGGUUUUGAGCUUUGGACCCUUCAGUUUGGCCUUUCUUCUUCUAUAUCUGCAUGAACAUGAGCCAUGACUGACCUCAUCUUGCUUCCCUAAAAUCUAGUAUUGUCCGGCUAAAAGAAAAUGUACUUUGUUAUAAACCACGAUGAACGAGAUGGAGAUUCAAAAAAGAGUAGACGGCAGAUGAUUCUCCACUGCUAGUUCCAAUUAUUUAAGUUUCUUUUCCUGCAAGAAAUGAGGAGCAAUAAAACGUUGACAAGGUCUUUUAUUACCGCAUUUUUCUUCUUUGUUUGGUAAAAGAUAUGGUCACCAUUCUGCACUGGAAACUAUAGGGUCAUGCUCAGAGCUUGUGUCUGCAAUUAAGAGAGCUGCUUUGAGCUUUAUCCUAUAAUUAUGUUGUAUUAUUAUUACGAACUCAAUUAUGAAUAAAAGCCCCUUUUCUGAA
Messenger RNA from Prosopis cineraria, 2322 nucleotides. Its product is annotated as carbonic anhydrase, chloroplastic-like. The record is from RefSeq and is a predicted model, not a curated record. The transcript has 10 exons. Gene Ontology annotation, molecular function: carbonate dehydratase activity; zinc ion binding. Gene Ontology annotation, biological process: carbon utilization. NCBI's taxonomy places the organism in Eukaryota, Viridiplantae, Streptophyta, Magnoliopsida, Fabales, Fabaceae. Bases 1155 to 1937 code for a protein of 260 amino acids.